Messenger RNA from Hirsutella rhossiliensis, 924 nucleotides. Its product is annotated as mitochondrial carrier protein. NCBI's taxonomy places the organism in Eukaryota, Fungi, Ascomycota, Sordariomycetes, Hypocreales, Ophiocordycipitaceae. The coding region runs from base 1 to 924 and encodes 307 amino acids. The record is from RefSeq and is a predicted model, not a curated record. The transcript has 3 exons. Gene Ontology annotation, cellular component: mitochondrial inner membrane. Gene Ontology annotation, molecular function: S-adenosyl-L-methionine transmembrane transporter activity.
AUGGACGUUUACGUGGCCGGAGCGGUGGCCGCCUUUACCGUCGAUGUAAUCGUGUACCCGUUGGACACGCUCAAGACGCGGUACCAGAGCCAGGACUAUAUCAAGAUGUAUAGCUCGGGGUCGAGACACAAGCCUCUAGCCAUUGGCGGGCUGUACCAGGGUCUCGGCAUCGUUGUUUUGGCCACGCUUCCUGCUGCUGGCUUGUUCUUCUCAACCUACGAGAAGGCGAAGCACGCCUUUGCGAGGAGAUUGCCCCUCCCCGAGGCGCUCGUGCACGCGUGCGCGUCAGGCUUGGCGGAAAUGGCAUCAUGCCUGGUCCUGGCGCCGGCCGAGGUCGUCAAGCAGAACGCGCAGAUGCUGCGUCGAGGGCAAGCAGCCACAACAGGCGCCGCCACUUACGAGUCGAGCUCGCUGCAGGCCUUUCGGCGGUUGGCGGGCCCCGGCGCUGCGGGCCGCCUCUUCACUGGUUACACGGCGCUGGUCGCACGUAACCUGCCCUUCACCGGCUUGCAGUUCCCCGUCUUUGAGCACCUCCGAUCUCGGCUGUGGGAGUUGACAAGGAGGGGGCGUCGAGACCAGCCUGACGGGCUUGUCGAGACGGGCCUCAUCGCCGGAGGCAGUGCCGGGGCGGCGGGCGCCGUGGCGGCGUUCUUGACCACGCCCAGCGACGUGGUCAAGACUCGGAUGAUGGUGACGGCCGGGAGUGAUAGAGGCAGUGGCUCGGCGCCACGGUCCAAGCAAGGGUCGUGGGCCGUGGCCAAGCAGAUAUACUGCGAGCGAGGCAUCAAGGGUUUCUUGAGAGGCGCUUCCUUCCGUUCAGGAUGGACCGCGAUUGGUAGCUCGCUGUACCUCGGGUCAUAUGACACGGCGAAGCUGUGGCUCAGGAGGAGAAAGCCCGAGCUGGACGAUUCUGCAGGCCUCUGA